GCACUUAGAUCAACCUUUUCAUUUUUUGGUCAGCCCCCAGCCGAAGCUACCUUGAGUGGCCUGUAAAAAGGGCUGAGAUUUCGCAAAAUGUUUGUGAAGGUGAUCAAGAGCAAGGCGUACUUUAAGCGCUACCAGGUCAAGUUCAAGCGUCGUCGCCAGGGCAAGACCGACUACCAGGCGCGCCGCUUCCUGGUCGUCCAGGACAAGAACAAGUACAACACGCCCAAGUACCGCAUGAUAGUGCGCUUCACGAACAAGGAUAUCGUCACGCAGAUAGCGUACGCCAGGAUUGAGGGGGAUGUCAUCGUAUGUGCUGCAUACGCCCAUGAGCUCCCUCGCUACGGCGUCAAGGUCGGGCUGACAAACUACGCUGCAGCUUACUGCACAGGUCUCCUGUUGGCCCGCAGGAUCCUGAAGAAAUUCAACCUGGACUCCCUGUACGAGGGCCAGCCAGAGGUGACGGGUGAGGAGUUCCACGUGGAGAGCGUGGAGGGCCAGGCAGGUGCUUUCCGCUGCUACCUGGAUGUGGGGCUGGCCCGGACCACCACCGGCGCUCGGGUGUUUGGCGCCCUCAAGGGGGCAGCGGAUGGUGGCUUGGACAUCCCGCACAGCAACAAGCGCUUCCCUGGCUACGACGCAGAGAGCAAGGAGUUCAACGCCGACGUCCACCGCAAGCACAUCCUGGGCGGGCACGUGGCCGACUACAUGAGGUCGCUGGCGGAGGAAGACGAGGAGGCCUUUAGGCGACAGUUCUCCCAGUACAUCAAGCUGGGCAUUGAAGCGGACGGGAUCGAGGAGAUGUACAAGAAGGCGCAUGAAGCCAUCCGCGCCGACCCAGAGGCCAAACCCAAGGAGAAGAAGGAAGUCAAGACGAAGAGAUGGAACCGAGCCAAGAUGUCCCUUGCCCAACGCAAGGACCGCGUCCGUCUGAAGAAGGCGUCUUACCUGAGAGCCAACCAAGACCAGGAUUAAACCCAGCCUGCCAAACAACCAGAUCCACUCAAGCAUCUAAAACAGGAAAACUCCAAGAGUACAAUCUGACCAGUAUCUUACUUUCCACCCUGUACUUCGCGAGAGUCUAAUGAGUAUUGCCCAGAGAGAGAAGAGAAAUGAGAUUAAAUGCGUAAAACAAUAGCAGGGAAAACA
Messenger RNA from Acanthaster planci (crown-of-thorns starfish), 1146 nucleotides. It is a transcript of the gene rpl5, whose product is annotated as ribosomal protein L5. Lineage: Eukaryota; Metazoa; Echinodermata; Asteroidea; Valvatida; Acanthasteridae. The record is from RefSeq and is a predicted model, not a curated record. Gene Ontology annotation, molecular function: 5S rRNA binding; structural constituent of ribosome. Gene Ontology annotation, biological process: translation; ribosomal large subunit assembly. Gene Ontology annotation, cellular component: cytosolic large ribosomal subunit; ribosome.